AUGGACGACGAUGCGAUAGCCCAGUUCACUGAGAUUACAGGCUCUACCGCAGAGCUUGCAACUCAGUACCUGGAAAUCGCCGAUUAUGACAUCCAGCAAGCUAUGCAGCUCUACUUUGAGAACGGCGGGGCAGAGAUACGACCGUCGGCUCCUUCACACACAACCCCAACAGCUCCACGCCCUAGCGAAUCCGCACACAACACCGUUCAGAUAGAUUCAGAUGACGAUCUCCUUGUUGACGAGGCACGAUCAUCGGCCCCACCUCGCCCUCAGGCUGAUGGAGCGUUUGAAGACGAUGCUGCCAUGGCUCGGCGUCUACAAGAGGAGUUAUAUUCCGGUGGCGAUUCUUCAGAUGGAGUGCGAGCACCGAUUGCAAGGACCACAGAAACGCUUGUAGGGCCAGGCGCAGAAAGCUACGGUGACUUGGAUCCUCUCUUGGACCAGUUUCGAAUGCGGCAGGCUAGAAACACUCGUCCCGGGAUUUUCAACCAACGAGAUACGUCCAUCUGGGAUCACGGCGCCGAACCCUCACAGCGACCCGACCUCGCUCGAGCGACCGGGGGAGCUUCCGAGGCCUCUUCCAAAUCCACAAUGCUAGCUGAGAUGUACCGGCCACCAUUCGAGUUGAUGUCAAAACUACCGUGGGAUGCGGCGCGUGAAGAAGGUCGAGAGACUGAAAAGUGGUUGCUAAUCAACAUCCAAGACCCUUCGAUAUUCGACUGCCAGCUGUUGAAUCGUGAUCUCUGGAAAGAACCAAGCGUGAGGGAUACUGUAAAGGAGAAUUUCAUUUUUCUACAGUACAACAAGGAUGAUGAACGUGGUAUUCCGUAUUUGCAAUACUAUUUUCAAAACAGUGACGUUCCAGACAACUUCCCGCAUAUUGCCAUCGUCGAUCCUCGCACUGGAGAACAAGUCAAAGUUUGGUCUGGUCCACCAGUUAUCAAGGCUGCCGAUUUCCUUAUGCAACUUCACGAAUUUCUAGACCGAUACAGCCUGAAACAUAAUGCCCGGAAUCCGGUUGCAAAACGAAAGGCCGACAUUCCGAAAGAGAAGAAGCUGGAUGCAAUGACCGAGGAAGAGAUGAUGGAGAUGGCUUUGAAAAACAGUCUUGAAGGGUCUGAUUCUCAGGGAAUAGAAGACCCGGAUGAGCUGACCAGAAGCGUUGGAGAUCUCAAGGGCAAAGGCAAAGCUGUCGAUACCGAUGAUAUUUCCAUGGACGACGAGGAGGCUGAAGAGCAAGAAGAUCCUAGCGUCUCUGUUUUCCGCUCUAUUCCUUCAGACCACACUCAUACGGAGCCCGAUGCGGACCCUGCCACUACUACUCGCAUCCAAUUCAGACAUCCUUCAGGAAGGGUAAUCCGCCGCUUCGCGCUCACCGAUCCGGUGCGGCGUAUCUAUGAAUGGCUAAAGUCCGAACCGCCGCUGGAGGACAAGGCCGGCCUUAUCUUUGAACUCAAUGCCAUGGGCAAGAAUCUUCUUCAAGAGCUCGACACUUCCAUACAAGAUGCCGGUCUCAAGAACGGCACAAUCAUGAUAGGUUACGUGGAGGACUGA
Messenger RNA from Talaromyces rugulosus, 1554 nucleotides. RefSeq lists its product as uncharacterized. Gene Ontology annotation, cellular component: nucleus. The coding region runs from base 1 to 1554 and encodes 517 amino acids. Lineage: Eukaryota; Fungi; Ascomycota; Eurotiomycetes; Eurotiales; Trichocomaceae. Gene Ontology annotation, molecular function: ubiquitin binding. The transcript is spliced from 2 exons. Gene Ontology annotation, biological process: proteasome-mediated ubiquitin-dependent protein catabolic process. The record is from RefSeq and is a predicted model, not a curated record.